AUGGCACCUACCGCUGGCAAGACGAUCACAUGCAAGGCCGCUGUUGCCUGGGAGGCAGGCAAGCCACUCUCCCUCGAAGAUGUAGAGGUGGCACCGCCCAAGGCCGGCGAGGUACGAGUCAAGGUAGAGUACACUGGUUUGUGCCAUACCGACACCUACACCCUCUCUGGUAGCGACCCAGAGGGUGCCUUCCCCUCCAUCUUGGGACACGAAGGUGCCGGUUACGUCGAGUCGGUUGGAGAGGGCGUCACCCACGUAAAGGAGGGCGACUCGGUCAUUCUCCUCUACACUGCCGAGUGCAAAGAGUGCAAAUUCUGCAAGUCGGGCAAGACGAACCUCUGCCAACGUGUACGGGCCACUCAGGGCCAGGGAGUCAUGCCUGACGGCACAAAGCGCUUCACUUGCAAGGGCAAAGAGCUCAACCAUUUCAUGGGCACCUCUUGCUUCUCGCAGUACACCGUCGUUUCUCAAUUCUCACUCGUAGCCGUCAACCAAGAGGCAAAGCAGGACAGGACCUGCUUGCUUGGCUGUGGUGUCACUACGGGCUACGGUGCAGCGACGCACACUGCCAACGUAGAGGAGGGAAGCACCGUCGCUGUUUUCGGUAUCGGCUGUGUGGGUCUUGCCGUCAUCGAUGGAGCGGUAGCCAACAAGGCUGGCCGCAUUAUUGCCAUCGAUGUCAACCCGGAGAAGAAGGCGUGGGCCGAGAAGUUUGGCGCAACCGACUUCGUUCAGGCGGACAAGGUUGACGACAUUGUCAAGCACCUCGUAGAGAUGACCGACGGUGGACUCGACUACACCUUCGACUGCACAGGUAAUGUCAAGGUCAUGCGCUCAGCUCUCGAGGCGUGCCACAAGGGCUGGGGUGUCUCGACCGUCAUUGGUGUCGCGGCUGCAGGCCAGGAGAUUGCUACGCGCCCCUUCCAGCUCGUCACCGGUCGUAAGUGGCAGGGAUCGGCAUUCGGUGGUGUCAAGGGACGUACGGAGCUGCCCGGCUUGGUGGAGAAGUACCUCAAGGGCCAAUUCAAGGUCGACGAGUACAUCACGCACAGCCAGGACCUCGAGAACAUCAACAAGGGUCUCGAAGAGAUGAAGAAGGGAGGUUGCAUUCGUUGCGUCAUCAAGAUGUGA
Molecule: messenger RNA, 1131 nt
Organism: Jaminaea rosea
Lineage: Eukaryota; Fungi; Basidiomycota; Exobasidiomycetes; Microstromatales
Product: putative glutathione-dependent formaldehyde dehydrogenase
Exons: 2
Coding region: 1-1131 (376 amino acids)
Biological process (GO): formaldehyde catabolic process
Cellular component (GO): cytosol
Molecular function (GO): S-(hydroxymethyl)glutathione dehydrogenase [NAD(P)+] activity; zinc ion binding
Source: RefSeq, a predicted model, not a curated record